Molecule: messenger RNA, 1103 nt
Organism: Malaya genurostris
Lineage: Eukaryota; Metazoa; Arthropoda; Insecta; Diptera; Culicidae
Product: omega-amidase NIT2-like
Exons: 2
Coding region: 131-997 (288 amino acids)
Biological process (GO): oxaloacetate metabolic process; L-glutamine metabolic process
Cellular component (GO): mitochondrion
Molecular function (GO): omega-amidase activity
Source: RefSeq, a predicted model, not a curated record
UCAGCUGAUAGGUGCACGAAAUUGUCGUUAGAGGAUGUUGCGGUGCUGUUUGUUAUCGUGAAACUUCGUCUUCGUGCGGUGCUAGAACGAUUGAUAAGAGAUUCGGCUCUAAACAAUUCACUUCAGUGCUAUGAAUAUUGCGCAUAACAUGGCCAGAGCCGGUUUCCGCAUUGCUCUACUACAGCUUAAGGUAGGUUCAAACAAGACAGAGAACGUAGAAAAUGCCUUAGGGAAGAUCCGUAACGCCGUACAGGAGCAUGGUGCCAGGGUCGUUGCCUUACCGGAGUGCUUCAACUCGCCGUAUGGAACAAAGUAUUUUUCCGAGUAUGCUGAAGAAGUUCCCACUGGAGAAACCAGCCAAAGCUUGUCCGCCGUGGCGAAAGAGCUGGGUAUUUAUCUGAUUGGUGGAACGAUUCCGGAGAAGGUUGACACCGAAAAUAAAAUUUAUAACACCUGUACGGUCUGGUCCCCGGAAGGGCAAUUGUUGGCGAAGUAUAGGAAAAUUCAUCUGUUCGACAUUGAUAUACCUGGAGGAAUCACUUUCCGUGAGUCAGACGUUCUAACCGGUGGUAAUCAACUGGCCGUAAUUCCAGUGGACGGUGCAAAAAUCGGCAUUGGAAUCUGUUACGACAUACGUUUCGAUGAACUGGCGCGUAUUUAUCGGAACCAGGGUUGCGAUGUGUUGAUUUAUCCAGGAGCGUUCAAUAUGAAAACCGGACCGCUGCACUGGGAACUGCUGGCAAGAGCCAGAGCCAACGACACCCAGUCGUAUGUGGCCACAAUUUCUCCCGCGAGAGACAAAGAAGCCGGCUACAUAGCCUGGGGCCACUCGAUGGUGGUUGAUCCUUGGGCAAAGGUUGUGGCAUCAGCGAAGGAACACGAAGACAUAGUUCUGGCGGAUGUUAAUCUGAAAACCGUGGACGAAGUGCGAGCGCAAAUUCCGAUAUUCAGACAGCGCAGAACGGACAUGUACGAAACAAAGCUGCAAAAGAGUUGAUCAUUUGACUUGAAUGAUUCUUUUGAUGCUGGCGUCAAUGCAAUGAAGUUGAGCCAGUGCCAGACGGAUAUUUUAGUUUGUUGAAAUAAAACAGGUUUGACUUUGA